UAUCGCAACCUGCCCGAUUUCUAAACGUCCGUUAAAAAAUCGAAACGUCAUCGUGACAAUGACAAUGGCGAAAACGUCAAGAAAUCCAAAAUGUCACUUUCAUUUGUCUCGAAUGUAGAUUGAGAAUGUUUUUUUGUCGGAUCCGUCUUUUAUUUGUUUCUUUAAACUUUGCUUUGUCGUAUAAUAUCGAAUAUCAUUGAUAUUAAAUGCGAAGGUGUUACACAAAAUUGUUACCGUCAUAAUUGCAACGGAUAUUCGUCUGAAAACUGUCGGCGUUCAUAGGUUAGAAGUCGUCAUCACAUCAAAAAUCUACUUAUGCCAAACUUAUUUUUAGACGGACUGUGUUAACGAACUAGUAAUACUGUUUCUAGUGUUUGGAGUUUAAUACUUUCUUCACCAUGGGGCUUAUAAUAUCAAGAUUUCGGCGCAAAAAAACGACAGAGGAAGUCCUUGAGAAGCUCGAAACGAACAUAAAAUCGAUAGAAAAGGACGGACAAUGCAAAGAGCAGGCCCAUAAACGCAUCGUAGGCUAUAUGAUGGCGUAUUCGGUCGGGUUAUACGUGCUCUUCGCCGUACUCUACUACUAUAUGUAUGCGGGGAAGUCGCAGCACUGGCUGCAUUCGCUGCUCUAUGCAUCUCCACUACUGGUUCUCCCUGUACUCGUGAUGUUCCUUCGGUCCGGCAUAACGUGGUACUUCAACUGGUCACUGGAGAAGAACAGAGUGAAACUGAACAAGAUGAAAGAAGAAAAGAAGAAAAUACUAGAGGAGGUUAUGAACACUGAGACUUACAAGGUAGCCAAGCAAAUACUGGACAAGUACGGCAGCCCGGACGAGCAGUCCAGGGCUCUGAAGCCGUUCGUGCCGUCAGCCAACGUGCCUGCAACCCCAGGGCAGAUCCGGCAGCGGAUGAUGCAGACGUCCACCCCGAUCAACAACACGAACAUGAACCUGGUGCCAAUGACCCCUGGACUGGGUUACAAGGGGCCUCGGCUGAGGUCGGAGCAGCUGCCACGCCCUCUACUAGAUCGUAACCGCUCUGCGCUUGACAAAGUGGUGGACUAUCUGCUGAAAGACGGACCCAACCAGCGUAUGGCGCUCAUAUGUACCGAGUGCAGUUCGCAUAACGGUAUGGCGCUAAUGGAAGAAUUCGAGUAUGUAUCCUUCCACUGCGCGUACUGCGGUAAGUUCCACCCGGCGCGCAAGCAGCGGCCGGCGGCGCCUGCGCUCAACACGCCCGCCCGCCCGGCCUUGAUGCCCAGACUGUCACUGGCCAACGCGGGGGGCGGCGACGACUCUUCGAUAGCCAGCUCCGCGAGCGACAGUGAGGAUGAGAAGAAAUGUCGCCCCAACGUUGGCUGUUCAGGUGGAGAAUCGGAUCGGUCCCCCUCCCCUGUGGAAGGGGCGCCGAAAUCCGACAUGGAAAAAAAAGAAGACUGAACGCACCUCAAAUUAUAUAAAUUAUAACAAGUAGGACUACGGUGGCCAUACGGCACGGUAAUGUCUGGAUUGAAGUCUAAUGUUGAGGCUAGGGUGUGGAAUACUGGCUUAGCAUCGAAUAAAGAAUAACUGCGUAUAGAACGGCACCUCCCCGCACCAAUUCGUAUCGGGCGCUCACCUCACCCCCUCUGGGUAUUUUGUCUAAAUGGCUGAUGUGUAAGCGGGAGUGCGCGGACUUUCUGUCUCCCUCGCACUUACGAGCUAGACGACACACGAUACAAAUAAGAUUUUUAUAUGAAGAGUCCGAGGUAUGCAAAUUAUCAACAAGUCUGUAGCCUUCUCAGCACGCGCAUAGUCUCAAAAUGAAUUAAUUUAACAAAAAUAAAGCCCCAACCUAAUGUAUUUUUAAUGUGAUUUAAGUACAAUAAAGAGUUUUUGUAUUGUAUUGUAAAGAUGACAACAAAAGGCCGUAAGUGAAAUAGUAAAGAUCCAAACAAAAAAGGAAUCUAAUCUAACCUCGUAAGGUCGUGAUUUCCACACAUAAUAGUUAAAGAAUGGGGUUUGUAUUUCUAAAAGAUCUGACACAACGACUUUAAUAUACAGAGUGUUAGUGACAACGUAACGGAAACUGAGGGAUGAUUCAGGCCAUGAUUCUGAGUUGAUAUCAAGUGGAAUAUUCCGUUGCAAAAGUAUGAAAUUGAAAAUAAUAAAAAAAAAAAAACACUUAACAUUGUCAUCAAUUUUCCGAUAGGAAAUUAGACUUCCACUUGAUAUCAACUCAGAAUCAUGGUCUGAAUCAUCCCCUUCAGUAUUCGUUACGGUGUUACUAACCUGUAUGUAUUUGUGCAUGCGUUUGCGCACUGUCUUAACCUAAUUUUAGUUUAGUUAGCCCUAAAACUAGUGCCGUCCUUCACUUUCAGUAAGUGCAAGAAGGAGAUAGAGAUAAUCCUGUCAAGUUAAGUUGGUGGUUGCCUGCAUCGGCUCUAUUAUGGCAGUAUUUUCCACACCCUAUGUAAUAAGAAUGUUUGAUCGGCUACACAUUAUUUUGCAUGGCGGACAAUAAAUAUGCGUGAUUUUAUUUAUUUUACGGCGGGGUUAGUCAGAUGUGGAUUUUAAAAUACUAUCGCAUUCAAAUUUGGUAUUUUUGUGGUUCAUAUACAACACAUGUAAAUUAAUUUGGUACAAUUUUAUUGGCAGCGAAAGACAUAGGUACUUUUAUUUCAAAAUAAAUAAAUACUUAAGAAAAACCUUAUAUGACACAAACAAAGAGGCAUAACGAGUGGCCUAAUUGUUACAGAAGCAAUUUCAUCGUAAAUGCUAACUAAAGGUGUAUACGACUCAUGAAUUCUGUCAAGAAAAAAAUAUUUAAAAAAAUCUUAUGGUCACCCUACUCAAAAAUGCAAUAGGGUUUUUAUUAUUUCAUAUUUUAUUUGGACAUUUACUUUUUAAUAAAGUUGUAAUUUGUAACCCACAAAAAUUUAAAAUUAUAUGAAGCCCCACUGCUGAACAAGACUUCGCAAUGCGAUAGUAUUUUACAAUAUUAAUUUAAUAAAAAAAAUAAUAACUUAAGACAAGGCUCAAAUCGUGUGCCUUGUUAUCGAUAAAUUGCAGUUUACAGAAUUGAAUAGUUAUUCAAAAGUUAUUUAUUUCAAUUUAAGUGUUUAAGUUUUCUUCGAAUCUAUUAGAGGCGGCAGGUUUCAAUCUAGAGUAGGCAAAGUGACAAAAUGAUUUUUCAAAGAUAAAAUUAACAGCAACAUUUACUAAACGCAAAACAACAUACACAUAUUUUGACAACAUACAUUUUGACAGACAUUUCGGCGGUUCUCAUUGAGGCUACUGGCGAUCCGAGAGCUGGCAGCUAUUUUGCGCAGAGAAUAGGCCUGGCAGUUCAGAGUGGAAAUGCUACCUUUUGGGCGCUCUGCCUCAGUGUGGCGCGCUGGAGGAGAUAUUCUAUUUAUAAUAUGCUGGUAUUGUUAUUAUUAGUGAUGUCCCGGAUCGUUAAAAAUGUAUGUCCGGGGAUACGGAUCUGAAUACGGAUAUUUAGUGUAAAGAUCCGCGGAUCCGGAUACGGAUCUUUAUUUUCUUAUUCGAUAUUAUUCGAUUGGUGUGGGCUCCCGCGACAUUGAAACUCUAGUUGACGUCUUCGCUCGCCGCAACGUCAGGCAGGACACGUUUUAACUUGCAUUGCGCGGGUAGUACUUUUGUUUCGGUUAUGGUGUAGUGUGACACUGUGGAAUUUUAUAGUUUUUUAUUUAAUAAUUCUACUUAAUCACCUGAAAAAUAUCCAUAAAAGAUCCGCGUGAAAAGUAACGGACACGGAUACGGAUACGGAUUUUUCUUUUAUCUCGGAUAUCCGCGGAUACGGAUACAGAUAUUCGGAACAUCACUAGUUAUUAUUACAUAUACAAUGAAAUUUUGGUAUGGAGUAUCCAGGACGAGCUUCUAAUACCUUACGGCGUUGCCUGCCCCAGUACAAGCUUAAUAUACAAAUAGAAUGUUAAAUUGUUACAGAAUUUGUCAUUUCGCCUUCUCUAUGUUUACCUGCCCAACCCUUAGGGCGUUUUCACACUUACCAAUAACGUAUUGUAUAAUGUGAAAACGCUUUUGGUUCUACAACUAAAGGCUUUUGAUGUUGUGCAGAGCGCGCGAACUUUGCACUGGAAAGAGACAGCGCUAUACGAAUCUUGGUAUAGUUGUCUCACUCUUUCUCGUUGCAAAAGUCUGUGAAUUAUUUUUAGUAAGUUCUUUGAAAGAUGUCGAAUAGGCAUUUUGUAAGGUACAAUAAUAUCUUCAAUUCAUGUUUGGAUCAUAGAUUGACAUCAUUGAUAUCACGUGGUUUUCAGGAUUUAUGCCAGGUUAAUGGCAAUUGGCUCGUCUCCUAUUACAUGGGACUUGAACAUAGCUGACGAGGUGUACUACUAACUUAUACAUUAAAAAAAUGUGCCUAUAAAAUGCCUGUACGGUCACGAGCAUUAAUAUGUAUACACUUUGGUACCAUGUCACAUUAACUUUUUUGACAAAUUGAACUGUAAGUCUCACUAAAUGUCAAAUAUGUUAGUGCGACAGAGUCCUAAAGUGGGUACAUUAUAUUGCUCAUGACUGUACACUUGAAACCGCGUUUCCACUUGGCAAUAUUUGGCUCGCAACAUUUUGCACAACACGUUGAAAGUUGGCGCGGAACUUUUGUUCAACAACGUUGUAUGUCUGCACAUCUACUACACGUCUGUCGUCAACAAGUUCAACAACAUGUUGCCAGAGGAACUAGUGUUGUUGCGCGUCACGUUUCCACUCGACAACAAUUGAUGUUCAAAUUCAAAAAUAUCUUUAUUCAUUAGGUAACAUAGUUACACUUUGAAUCGUCAAUUUUUACAUAACGAACGUCUUAUCCGCCUAAAACUACUGCAGCUUCUCACAACCUGUAUAGCCGGGGAAAAGAAGCUGCAAGAAAUACCUCGGCACAGGGCCCUAGACGUUCUUUAAAAAAAAAAACAUAAAAUAUUGUUAUACAAUUGAGUAAUAUAGCUGCCUAAUAUCAGUUCUCAUACAGUUAAUCCCAUGCAUAUCUUCGAAACAAUCACUAACUUUAUAAUAACCUUUUUUGUAAAGUGUCUGUUUAACUACUGUCUUAAACAGUUGAAAGGCAAAUUCUGAAUGUCAAUGGGAAUCUUAUUGUAAAAACGUAUACAUUGCCCCUUAAAAGAUUUAGUGAUCUUAUGUAAUCGACUGACUUGUAAAGCAAGUUUAUUUUUAUUCCGGGUUCAACUAACUAUGCUCUCUAAACAAACAACACGCCGCGCGACAUUUUGCGUUCCAGCUGGCAACGUCGCGCGCUGUUGUGCAACGUUGCCGUACUUGUUGAGCGUUACUUGUUGCGAGUUAAUUGUUGCCCAGUGGAUAACGGGUUUUAGGCAUCACAUAAGACAUCUAUAGACAUAGCUGUUGAUAUAAUUUGUGCAAUCUAUACUGGCUUGUUACUUAAUAUAAGCAGAAUCAUUUCGUGAAAUACCUUUUAUAAUGUUAUUUUUUAUUUACCUUGUCACUAUUGUGCUGUGGUUGACCGGACCCCAGAUACCAGACUUACACCAAUGAGUUAUUAAUUUAUCUUAAGUGCAGUUUUCACUAACACAGUUGGCUCGACCAUUAUAGACGGCGAUACGGCUCACCUAUCGCGUUGGUCUAACAGAAAGCUCGAUGAGGCCAAGGUACUUAGUUCAUCGUGUGAUGGAUGUACGGUCACGAGCAUUAAUACGUAUACACUUUGGUACCAUGUCACAUUAACUUUUUUGACAAAUGGAACUGUAAGUCUCACUAAAUGUCAAAUAUGUUAGUGCGACAGAGUCCUAAAGUGGGUACAUUAUAUUGCUCAUGACUGUACCUCUGAAUACCCCAAUUGGGAUUUAAAAAAAAUACCGAUGGAAUUCAUACACAUAUUACGUUAUUAGGUAUCGAAUGAACAUUAUGGAAAAAAUCAGAAAAAUAAAUAGAUAUUCGAAUUCUAAGCGUUUUUAAUAGCAAAAUAAUAAAAGGUAUUUUGCGAAAAGCCAUUAAAACUAAUAUUAAUAAAUAUCUCAUUAUAUUGCCAAGGAUAAUCAUGUUACUUCUUAGGGUUGUCGCACACCAGAAAAAUCGUUGAAUUCGUAACAGCCCUGUUCGAAGAACGCGCGACUUCCAUCCUAGUGUUACGGGUUUGAAACGCGGUUCGGGCACUAAACCACUGAAUUCAGCUUGUGUUUCAUUGAGAGACUUUCUAAUCGGCGUUCCCCAAAAACAUUAUAGAUGGCGUUGUUAAGUUUUUUCUUCGUUUAAACUUCUAGUUUCAUGGAUAACAGACAUAAUCUUUUAUCUUUGUUUUUGGGUAUAAAUGAUGACCCUUUUUAUUACACCAAGGUACAAUUACAACUUCCACCCAUUAUUAUUCUUAUCAAAAUAAAGAGAAGCAAUAUAGGUAGUAACAUCUUUCCAUACAUACUAAUGUUUUCCAAAUAUCAAGCAACAAUUAGUUUUAUAUAUGCUUCUGCCAUUACAUUGCAUUUUUGAAUAAUUAUGUACCCCAGCAAUGAGAAAAUAGGUAAUUAUCACGUUAAAAGUCACGUUAAAAGAUCUAUCGUGUGUACAAUGCGAUGGAUGUACUUCUGCCUACCCCAAUUGGGAUAUAGUCGUGAGCUUAUGUAAUAAACUUCUCUUAUGACAGUGCCUAAUAUAUUAAUAUUAAGAUAAAUUAAUCCUUGGCAAUAUUAAUAUUUAGUUAACUUUUAAACCCCAAUCUUGGGGUUUAAAAAGGCUAUAUUGUCGCAAGUCGUCUAAAAAGCAAUAUUGCUAUUCGACAUUUGCGCAUAUAAAAGUAAGUACGGAAUGUCAUCAAAUAGCAAUAAUGCUGAAUUGGGUAGUUUCCUAGGUCAAAGCAAAAUUAUGACUUUCUGAUUACUAAAUAAAGACAGAUCUAAAGGUGACGAAAAACGUUUUCUUUUUUCUAUUUAAAUUAUUAUGAAUUGUAAUAAAGAAAAAAUGUAACUAAAAGCAACAUUUUGGCACGUUUUUCUAUGACGUCACAGUGUGCUUUUUCAUACAAUUUCCAUAAUAAUUUCGUGUUUUGUCGUUUAGUAAAAAGUAACUGAUUUGACUAGUUGGAAACUAGCCUAUUGAUCUAAUGUGGCCUUUUUUAAACCCCCUUGUCUUUGUUUCCCCAUUGUUCUAAUUCCAUCUGUCAAAAUUGCGCUUAUACUCAGAAUGCUUCUAGUCAAACGUGGAGUUUUGGUGAUUUUGUGAUGGUACGUUUUAUUUGGAGAUUUCACAUAGAAAUAUUACUUACAGAACAAUUUGCUUAUAAAAAAGAUUUAACAUAUUGGUAGCUAGAACAUCACCGAUUGAGAAAUUGGUCGGUGUACUGCGGAACGGAAGGCGAUUGGGGCAACCACCGUUCUAAACGCCCUAUCUAUGGAGUAUUGAAGGCGAUUACUCCACCGAUAAGAGCGCAGCUCUUAAAUAAAGAGAGAGAGAGAACAUAUUGGUGCUCCAAUACACACCAUCUAAUUUUAUUUUAAGUUAUACCUGUCAUUUUCUUAUCCGCUGAAAAAGAAAGGGACGGGUAAUCGACAGGCGUAAAAUUUAUUGAACACACGUGAAAUUGAGGCAGAAAAAAAAAACUUUUUUAAUUUUGUUUUGGCCAAUAACCCGACUGGAUUAAGUUGAAAGCACAGUUCAAGCGUGUUGCGUAUGAGCGACUUGUCUAUUUUAUUCUCCCGAAAUUAGAAGAGUAACCAUAUUGUUUUUGAGGUGGCCUGGAAGUUCCCUCAUUCUGUUGUUUCCUGCAAACAACAACAAAAAAAAAUCGGUAUAUUUUUCCCAUAUAUACAUCGAUUUAUCCUAGUUAGUCUCCAAUUAUAACGUACCAGAUUAUGUAGAUUGCAUUUAAAACCAAUAUUAAAAUUAGUAUUUAUUCAAAAUUGUCUAACCUUUUUCCUAAUUUUGUAACUGAAUGUUUUCAAAUAACAUACGAAUUCUACUAACAACCUAUAUACCUAUAGGUAGGGGCAUAGCGACUGGGCUUUUUGAAAUGUGUGAAAUGAACAAGAUUAACACCCGUAAUCUAAAAUGUUAACUCGAAACUUCCUCUACUCGACUCGGCCUCAGCUGAGCCUUUUGGUAUUUUUAGUUGACAUUUAAGUUUUCGACUUGAGGACUUUAAUCAUUGCAAUCGAGCAAAACUGCCAACAAAGUUAUACGAAUUAAUGACUUUAUACCUCACUAGAGAAAACUCGUCGACAGGUGGCGACGGCUGAAGUAGCCUCUGCCGUUUACAACUUGCAGUUCGUCUGUAAGAACCCUAAUGUCGCACUGUAAUACUGCGCCGCUGCGGUGGCUCUGCCGUCAAGUGCGCGCAAUACAAUUUAAAACUGUUUGGUACAGUAUUACAGUGCGACAUUAUGCCGCUGCUCUUUUCUGCCGCACGAAAAACUCGUAGUGCGCGCCUGGCCUUAAGGUCACCUUACCUGAGGACGGAUGGGAAGGUUCGAGUUAACAUGUUAGAAUACGGAUUAAGUCCUAAAAGGGUGUGUUCCCACAGAAACAAAACAGAGACGUCCGGAAUUUACCAAUCACGGUAGUUGCAAUCUCAAUCUCGUUAUAAGUCUCCGUUCUGCUUCGCAAAUUCAAAUGAGGGACUUUCCAAUCGAUGUUCCUCAAACACACGAUAGAUGGCGUUGUUCACUUUUAACGCGAUAAUUACCUAUUUUCUCGUUUCUGGAGUACAUCAUUAUUCAAAAAUGUAAUGUGAUAGUUGAAGCAUGUAUAAAACUAAUUGUUGCUUGAUAUUUGGAUCACAUUAUGUAUAGUAUGAUGUUGCUACCUAUAUUGCAUCUCUUUAAUUUGAUCAGAAUAAUAAUGGGUGGAAGUUGUAAUUGUACAUUGGUGUAAUAAAAAGGGUCAUCAUUUAUAUCCAAAAACAAAGAUAAAAGAUGCAUAAUUAUGUCUGUUAUUCAUGAAAUUAGAAAGUUUAAACGAAGAAAAACCUUAACAACGCCAUCUAUCGCGUUUUUGGGAAUAUUGAGACAUGUUUCUAGCGAUACCGGAUAAUACGGAGCGCCAUUUUCAAUGAAACAGGUCUAUUUGUAGGUCGCCUAGUCGCUACACCUGUAUGCAAAUUUAUUCUGUUUAUUUAUAAUGUUUUGUGACAAUUAGUUAAUCCCCAGACAUUCCCAGUUAUUUAUUGUUAGCUAGCAUUUCGUAGUUGAAUGGUAUUGUAUAAAUUUAGGAUACACUGCCAAAUUCGAAUACAUUCGAGAAAUAAACAAAAAUACAAGCAAAUUUCGCUUGAAAAAAAAUCAUGAUCGGUGAAGUUUCAUUGUAGAUAUCCCAUUAAUGUUUUUUAAUUUAUUUUUAAUCUAUUACAAUUAGUUUCGCUUCGAUGUUUUGUGUAUUUGCCUCAAUUUUAGUCAAUUAGUAAAAAAAAAAAAUUGGUAACAAAAGGAGAAA
Pectinophora gossypiella (pink bollworm) is the source of this 9410-nucleotide messenger RNA. RefSeq names its product endoplasmic reticulum junction formation protein lunapark-B (gene Lnpk). The record is from RefSeq and is a predicted model, not a curated record. Gene Ontology annotation, cellular component: endoplasmic reticulum tubular network. Gene Ontology annotation, biological process: endoplasmic reticulum tubular network organization. The transcript has 9 exons. Lineage: Eukaryota; Metazoa; Arthropoda; Insecta; Lepidoptera; Gelechiidae. Bases 399 to 1439 code for a protein of 346 amino acids.